AUGUCUAUGUGCGACGACACUCUGCUAUGCAACUACCCAAAGUGUCGGGCGAAGCUGUGUGGGUUCGCCUGGGUCACAGCUUGCUCUCACGCCUUCUGUGACCAACAUGGAUCCGGAGAGUUCAGCCGCUCCCCGGCAAUAUGCCCAGCCUGCUCCUCUGCACUCUCUGGAAAGCUGGACAUCGUGCGCACUGAGUUGUCGCCAUCUGAGGAGUACAAGGCCAUGGUGUUGGCGGGACUGAGGCCAGAGACAGUGCUGGACAUAAGCGCCCGUGCCCUGGCUUUCUGGACUUACCAGGUGCACCAGGAGCGUAUGUUCCAGGAGUACAGUCUGUCCCGGGUCGAGGGUCAGGUGAAACAGAUGGAGAAGGUGCUGACCCAGCAGAACCAGAGCAGAGAGCUGGAGCUCAAUGCCAUGAGAGGGGAGGUCACCUCACUGAAGAAGGUGAUGGAGGAGUACAAGAGGAAGUACAGUGAGGUGUCAGAGCGUCUGAUGGAGAGGAACAGACAGUACCAGAAGCUACAGGGGCUCUAUGACUCGCUGAGGCUACGCAACAUGGUGGUGGGGGACAGAGAGGCACCACGCCAGCCUGGACCCCCGGAGUUCAACACAGGGGUGGUCAGGCAGCCCUCUCCCCGAGGGAGUCCUCACUUCCUGGGCAUGGGCCCUGAGGGGGACAGCCGCCUUUUCUCCUCCUUGGAGCCCGAUGCUGGAGCCAAGACCUUCUUCCAGUUCAGCUCUCCUGCCAGAGACAGGGGCCGGGCCUUACUCAAGAAAUACUGA
Messenger RNA from Oncorhynchus masou masou (cherry salmon), 783 nucleotides. Its product is annotated as E3 ubiquitin-protein ligase CCNB1IP1. Gene Ontology annotation, molecular function: ubiquitin protein ligase activity. Bases 1 to 783 code for a protein of 260 amino acids. NCBI's taxonomy places the organism in Eukaryota, Metazoa, Chordata, Actinopteri, Salmoniformes, Salmonidae. The transcript has 4 exons. Gene Ontology annotation, biological process: reciprocal meiotic recombination. Gene Ontology annotation, cellular component: synaptonemal complex. The record is from RefSeq and is a predicted model, not a curated record.